GCGACAGGCGCAACCCGAGACAGCGGCGGAGGUUCAGACACAAUAGAGAGGGUUCUUGCUCUUCUCCAUUCCAAACCGGUAUGUCGGAUGAAGAUUCGCGUGCCAGCACCAGCUCUUCCUCAUCGCCCUCGUCCUCUAGCCAAAACAGACAGAGGGACACACCUUGCAAGAAACGGGAGAGUAAAGCCAGCAUGAGCAAAACCUCCAAGCUGCUUUCGACCAGCGCCAAAAGGAUUCAGAAAGAGCUGGCGGAUAUCACACUGGACCCUCCGCCAAACUGCAGUGCUGGCCCUAAAGGCGAUAACAUCUAUGAGUGGAGGUCGACCAUCCUGGGCCCACCAGGUUCUGUGUACGAGGGAGGGGUCUUCUUCUUGGACAUUGCCUUCACACCCGACUACCCCUUCAAACCCCCCAAGGUAACAUUUCGUACGAGGAUCUACCACUGCAACAUCAACAGUCAGGGGGUGAUCUGUCUGGAUAUCCUGAAGGACAACUGGAGUCCUGCCCUGACCAUCUCCAAGGUGCUGCUGUCCAUCUGCUCCCUGCUCACAGACUGUAACCCAGCCGACCCCCUCGUUGGAAGCAUCGCCACCCAGUACACGACUAACAGAGCGGAGCAUGACCGCACGGCCAAACAGUGGACGAAGAGAUACGCCACAUAAAGAAGUCCAGAGAGGACGAGGGGGGGUUUGGGGGACAGAGGGACAUGGGGACUCCUGAUGGUUUGGGUGUGUGGGUUAUUUCUAUCUCAGAUUUUUAGUACUUUAUUGUCUGGUAUAUCUUUUGCUUCCUGAUUAAGUUAUCGCCACAAAUAUGGUAAUAAAGAAAA
Lampris incognitus (smalleye Pacific opah) is the source of this 829-nucleotide messenger RNA. Its product is annotated as ubiquitin-conjugating enzyme E2 E1-like. NCBI's taxonomy places the organism in Eukaryota, Metazoa, Chordata, Actinopteri, Lampriformes, Lampridae. Gene Ontology annotation, cellular component: nucleus. The record is from RefSeq and is a predicted model, not a curated record. Bases 81 to 662 code for a protein of 193 amino acids. Gene Ontology annotation, biological process: protein polyubiquitination. Gene Ontology annotation, molecular function: ubiquitin conjugating enzyme activity. The transcript is spliced from 6 exons.